Messenger RNA from Trifolium pratense (red clover), 2991 nucleotides. RefSeq names its product granule-bound starch synthase 2, chloroplastic/amyloplastic. The record is from RefSeq and is a predicted model, not a curated record. The transcript is spliced from 8 exons. Gene Ontology annotation, molecular function: alpha-1,4-glucan glucosyltransferase (UDP-glucose donor) activity. NCBI's taxonomy places the organism in Eukaryota, Viridiplantae, Streptophyta, Magnoliopsida, Fabales, Fabaceae. The coding region runs from base 511 to 2751 and encodes 746 amino acids.
GGUUGGAUUUUUUUGACAAUUUGGUUGGAUAAUAAUAUGGGUUAUGUUAACUUGUGUCCUAAGGGCACAUGUUAAGCUACCUAAAAAUAGAAAUAUAGCUUUUAAUGAUAGAAAACAUUUAAUGUCUAGAGAAUUGAAUACACCACAAGUUCAAUAAAUUUUUUCCACAUUUAUCUCCUUAACAUGUGCCCUUAAGGACACAAAUUAACAUUCUCCUAAUAACAUUAAUAACUUUUCACACCACUUAUGAGACCCUUUUGUGUCACAAUAUUUGUGGUUACCUUAAUUUUUCGAUACCAAAAAAAAAAAAAAUCAUAAAACUCUGUUCUUUUCCUUCCAUAGUCUUCCAUUCCAUUUUUUCUCACUUCCAAAGAAAAAAAGUUCUAACCUUUGAUUUAUAAAACACCAUUUUCUCCAGUUGUGUCCAACCCAAUUGCAAAUUUCCACUCAAUUCUUGUUCAUCACUCAUUUUCAUCAUCUGGGUCAUCCCCAUUUUUCAUCAAUUCAUUGAUGAUGCUAUCACUUGGUUCUGACACUACUGUGUUACUUUUUCACACUAAGAAUCUCAAAUUCACACCAAAGAUUAACACUUUGAAUGUUGAUUCAGCAUUUAGUAGGGGUUUGAGUGGUGGUAGAUUGAACUAUGGUAGUGUUAGAUUGAAACAUAAGCAAUUAGGAGCUGUUGGGAAGAGUUUUGGUACAGAUGAAAAUGAGGAUGAAGAAAAAUCAGAUGAUGAUGUUGUUAAUGCUACAAUUGAAAAGAGUAAAAAGGUUCUUGCUUUGCAAAGGGAACUUAUUCAACAGAUUGCUGAAAGAAAGAAAUUAGUUUCUUCUAUAGACAGUGACAACGUUCCUGGAUUGGAAGGAAAUGGAAUUUCGUAUGAAAGCAGUGAAGAAUCUCUGUCAAGUGGCUCAAAUACACAGGAAAGUUCUUCGACCAGCGCGAGCAGAAAUGCUGUUGAAAACCAAAAUGGUGGCAAUGUUUUAAGAAACAAUGCUUAUUCUAAAGAAAAGGAGACACAAGAUGAUUCGUCUGUAGGCAUUAAUCAAGGUUUUGAUGAACGAAAAAAGAGAAAUGAUGCUGAAAGGUCUUCAUCCUGGCUACAUUUUAAUGAACAACGUAAAAACCUUGUGAGUAGCAUCCAAACGUCUAGCCUAAAGUUUGAAAAUCUGCAACGUGAGAGUGAAUCAAAUUCAAAGGAGGUCUCUAAUGAACCUGACAAUGUUGAGAGUGAUGGUGAAAAUCCCCCACCAUUGGCUGGGGCCAAUGUUAUGAACAUUAUAUUGGUUGCGGCGGAAUGUGCUCCAUGGUCGAAAACAGGUGGGCUUGGAGAUGUUGCUGGAGCAUUACCAAAGGCUUUGGCUCGACGUGGACAUCGAGUUAUGGUUGUUGCACCUCAUUAUGGUGAUUAUGCUGAAACACAAGAUAUAGGAGUACGAAAGAGAUACAAAGUAGCUGGUCAGGAUAUGGAAGUGACGUAUUUCCAGGCUUAUAUUGAUGGUGUUGACUUCGUUUUUAUUGACAGUCCAAUAUUUCGCCAUCUAGAGAGUAACAUAUAUGGCGGAAACCGAGUGGAUAUUCUAAGGCGCAUGGCGUUAUUUUGUAAGGCAGCAGUCGAGGUUCCUUGGCAUGUUCCAUGUGGUGGAGUUUGCUAUGGAGAUGGAAAUCUGGUCUUCAUAGCCAAUGAUUGGCAUACUGCAUUGCUGCCGGUGUAUCUGAAAGCAUAUUAUCGUGACAAUGGUUUGAUGAACUAUACAAGAUCUGUUCUCGUGAUUCAUAACAUAGCUCAUCAGGGUCGGGGCCCGCUUGAGGAUUUCAACUAUGUGGAUUUACCUGGAAACUACAUAGACCUUUUCAAAAUGUACGACCCCGUUGGAGGGGAGCACUUCAACAUCUUUGCAGCCGGUUUAAAAACAGCAGAUAGGAUCGUCACCGUAAGUCACGGAUAUGCAUGGGAACUUAAAACUACGGAAGGCGGUUGGGGUUUGCAUGGGAUCAUAAAUGAGAAUGACUGGAAAUUUAGGGGAAUUGUGAACGGCGUUGACACAAAAGAUUGGAACCCUCAAUUCGACGUUCACUUGAAAUCAGACGGUUACACUAACUACACACUCGCGACCCUACAAACCGGCAAGCGUCAAUGUAAAGCAGCCUUACAAAAGGAGCUUGGUUUGCCUGUCCGCGAGGAUGUUCCUAUAAUUUCUUUCAUCGGAAGAUUAGAUCAACAGAAAGGUGUUGAUCUCAUAGCCGAAGCAAUUCCUUGGAUGAUGAGCCAUGAUGUGCAACUAAUCAUGUUGGGAACCGGAAGACCUGAUUUAGAACAAAUGCUAAGACAAUUUGAAUGCCAACACCACGACAAAAUUCGAGGAUGGGUUGGUUUUUCGGUUAAGAUGGCUCAUAGGAUAACAGCAGGUGCAGAUAUAUUGCUCAUGCCGUCAAGAUUUGAACCGUGUGGAUUGAAUCAACUCUAUGCGAUGAAUUACGGAACGGUUCCUGUUGUACACGCGGUGGGUGGACUCAGAGAUACAGUGCAGCCUUUUAAUCCGUUCGAUGAAUCGGGUGUCGGUUGGACGUUUGAUAGAGCAGAAGCUAACAAGUUAAUGGCAGCAUUAUGGAAUUGCAUAUCGACUUAUAGGGAAUAUAAAAAGAGUUGGGAAGGGAUUCAACAAAGAGGGAUGUCACAGGAUCUUAGUUGGGAUAAUGCUGCUCAACAAUAUGAGGAGGUUCUUGUUGCUGCCAAAUACCAAUGGUGAUUUCUUGGCAUGUACUCCAUCUUUGUAGUUUGAUCAAUAUGAAGGAGAGGAAAAGUCAAUCUCUAUCAUUGUAUGAUUGACAUGAGAAAUAGAAAGGAGUGACAAUAAUGUACAUGAAAGUUAUUUCCUUACUGUUGAGAAGAUAUUGGGAGGAAAGACAAUUUUUUUACAAAGUUUAAAUUGUUCUUUUCUUUAGCAUAUUAAUAUAACAUUCACAAAUAUAUAGUUUCAUAUUAUCUA